Messenger RNA from Manis pentadactyla (Chinese pangolin), 8268 nucleotides. RefSeq names its product TBC1 domain family member 12 (gene TBC1D12). Bases 2257 to 4548 code for a protein of 763 amino acids. The transcript has 13 exons. The record is from RefSeq and is a predicted model, not a curated record. NCBI's taxonomy places the organism in Eukaryota, Metazoa, Chordata, Mammalia, Pholidota, Manidae.
GGGAGAGAGGAAAAAGAUUGAAAAGACAAAAAAUUGAGAUUAGACUCUUAGCUACCCUCAUCUUUACCAUUACAUAACUAUACUUAUGUCUAGACAUCUUCAAUAUUUUUUUAUUGAGGUGAAAUUCACAUAAAGUCACUUAAAAAUGUAAAAUUCAGUAGCAUUUAGUACAUUCACAAUAUCAUGUACCACCUGUAUCUAAUUCCAAAACAUUUUAAUUACCCACCUCAAAAAACCCAUAUCCAGUAGGGAGUCCAUCCCUUCCACCCCCACCAUCCCUAACCAUGGACAAUCAGCAGUCAGCUUUCUUUCUCUAUGGAUUUACCUAUUCUGGAUAUAGUUCAUAUAAAUGGUUUUUAUACAAUAUGUGACAUUUUGUGUCUGGCUUCUUUCACUUAACGUAGUGUUUUUUGAUAUUCAUGCAUUGUAGCAUGUGUCAGUACUUCAUUCAUUUUUUAUGGCUGAGUAAUCGUCCAUACAUUUUGUUUAUUCAUUUCUCUGUUGAUGGACAUUUGUGUUGUCUCCAUCUUUGGUUUUUAUGAAUAGCACUAUGAAUAUUCAUAUGCUAGUUUUUGUUUGAACAUUUCAAUUCUUUUCAAUUCAGUUCAAAAGGUUUUCAGUUCUUUCUGGUAUAUACCUAGGAGUGGAUUACUGAGCCAUAUGGUAAUUUUAUGUUUAACUUGACAAAGAACUACCAUUUUCCACAUAGGUGCACCAUUUUAUAUUUCUACCAGCAGCACAUGAGGGUUCCACUUUCUACAACACUUGUUAUUUUUCCACUUUUUAAAUUAUAGCCAUCCUAGUAGAUAUGAGUGCUAUAUCAUUGUAGUUUAGAUUUGCAUUUCUCUAGUUACUAAUGAUGCUGAAUGUCAUUUCAUAUGCUUAUUAAUAGCUAUUAGCAUAUCUUUGAAGAAAUGUCUGUUCAUGCCCUUUCCCCAUUUUUAAAUUGUGCUGUCUUUUUUGUUGUUGAGUUGAAUGAGUUCUUUAUAUAUUCUGGAUACUAGACCCUUAUCCGGUAUAUGAUUUGCAGAUAUUUUCUCUCUUCCAAUAUUUACUUUUCCUACUAUGUUCUGAAAGUCAUUUCUUCUUCUGAAAGAUCUUGGCAGUAAAUGUAUUGCUAUGUCCUUGCCACUUAGUGAUUCCUUAGGACCUUCAAAAUGGUCAUUAUAAAAGACACUUCAUGUUUCUUAAACUGGGUGGUAGGUAUAUGGGGUGUCCCAUUUUAUUUACACAUUUUAUUAUUAUUCAUAUAUAGAUAUGUUCACUUUUGUGUAUAUACAUAUAUAUAAGACAAAAAAUUAAAGGCUUGACAAUGCGGCUUCCCCACAUUACUACUCCGUUCUAGUAUUCCUGUCCUUUGCUGACAUACCUCUAGAGUGAGUGGUCUGUAUUUUAUCCACAACUAGUGCUUCUUUUAGCCCUCGCAAUACAAUUUUGUCCAUUCUGAAAUAAUGACACCUUUGAGUCUCUGCCCCACCUCCAUCUUUAUUUUCUUUUCAGGCGAAGUCACUCAUGACUCACCUAGCUGCAUUCUGCAGAUGACUCUUCAUUCUGCGUCUCCAAACCUAAGCCCUAAGUGCUGGAAUUAUUUCAAUAGCCCCUCUCUUGGUCCACUUCCUCUCCGUUCCUUGAGAGAGAAUGUAAAUCUUUAAAAAGUGCAAUGUGGUGAAAUGUAGUGCUAGAAAAGAAAGAUAACUGGUAGUGUUGUGGAAGAUGAAAUGGAGAAGAGAGGGUGUCGGCAUCAGGCGAUGAUGCCCUCAAUUGUGGCAAAGGCGAUGGACAAGAAUGUAAAAGCGUGAAGUCCACUGGUGACCAAUUAGAGCUGAAAGGGCUUACAUUUAACAUCCGGUAUUCUGCUCCGAAUAAAUUUAGUACGUCGAGUGAAUUUUUGCGAAACGAGCCAUACCCGUGCUUCUUUAAGAACUGUCAUGCUCGCAGCGAGCCAACCAGCCUCCACCAUCCAGAUGGCGAAUCCCAGAUUGGCCGCCGGAGUGUUAUGGAGCAGGUCUCUCUAGCUGCCAUCUCUAUGGUUCGCGGAAUCUCCGGGUCCGGGCUUGACCGGACCGGCGUUUGCGCGUGCGCGAGCCUAGGCGCGUGCCCGCCCUCCCGCAAGUGCCCAAAACCCGGGGUGGGAGGGGCGGGUCUGGGAACGUUGCGGCGGCGGCCGCCGCGGCCCCAGCACCCAGGGCCGUUCCCGGGCCGAGCCUGCGCCGGGGAGUCCCGCCGCCCCCUCGGGCGGCGCUCACCCGGCCCCAGAUGGUGGGUCCGGAGGAUGCGGGAGCCUGCUCGGGAAGGAAUCCCAAGUUACUCCCUAUGCCGGUGCCCGAGCCCAUAGGCCAGGACGGGAAGAUGAUCCGGGCCACGGGCGGCUUUGGCGGAGGCGUCGGCGCUGUGGAUCCGCAGGAGGAGGAGGAGGAGGAGGAGGAGACGCCGCCUCAGCAGCUCCUUCGGCAUUACCUCGCGGCGGCCGGAGGGCAGCUGGAGCCACGGUUGUACUUCUGUCCGCUCUCCGCCUGCCAGACUCGCGCCCCGCCGCCCUCAGACGCUUGCCCGCCGGACUCUGCUGCCUCCAAGCACCAAAGCGCGGAAGCGGCGGAUGCCUGCGCGCCGCGGCACAGAGGCAUGACCAACGGGGACUCGGACUUUCUGCCCGGCCAGGACUGUCGCGAUUCGGAGGAAGCUCGCGGGCUGGCCCGAGCCGGCGGCCGGGAUCCGCGCCACCGCCGCCUCUGCCUGGAGGGGCCUGGCGACGAGGGCGCAGACGGUGCGGGUAGCCCGUCCGACUGGGCCGCGGCACUCGAGGACCCGCUGCGGAGCUGCUGCUUGGUGGCGGCGGACCCCAAAAAGCCAGAAGGCGCGGACAGCGGCUCGGGGGGCAGUCCAGCCAGCGGUGGCAGCAGCAACGACGACUUGGAGCGGCGGGGAGCCGGCGCAGAGGGUCCCGAGGAGGGUGCGUCCCCCGCCGCCUCGGUCGGGAGGACUUGCGGGUCCGCGGGCGCGGAGCCUCUGCUCGGCUUCUCCGACGUUCACUUGAACUCUCGGAACACGUUCGAGGUGAGCCGCUGCCAGAGCGCCCGCGACCACCUGCCCCCGGCGGGGCCGCCGGUGCCCUUGCCCGCCGCGGAGCAGGGCCCCGCGGGGAACUCGGCCAGGGCUCGACGGAGCGGCGGCCUCGCCGAUUUCUUCGCCAGAAGCCUUUUCCCAAAAAGGACAAAGGAACUCAAAUCAGUUGUUCAUAGUGCUCCUGGUUGGAAAUUGUUUGGUAAAGUCCCUCCCAGAGAGAAUCUUCAGAAAGCUUCCAAAAUCAUCCAGCAGGAAUAUGAAGCACGGACAGGGAGAACCUGUAAACCACCACCUCAGUCUUCAAGACGUAAGAAUAUUGAAUUUGAGCCACUUUCUACUACUGCCUUGAUUCUUGAGGAUCGACCAUCAAAUCUUCCUGCAAAAUCCAUGGAAGAAGCUUCACGUCACAGACAAGAAUAUGAUGAGAUGGUGGCUGAGGCUAAAAAACGAGAAAUCAAAGAAGCACAUAGAAGAAAAAAGAUAAUGAAAGAACGAUUUAAACAAGAAGAAAAUAUUGCAAGUGCAAUGGUAAUUUGGAUCAAUGAAAUACUGCCCAAUUGGGAAGUAAUGCGUAGUACAAGAAGAGUUCGAGAAUUGUGGUGGCAGGGAUUGCCCCCUAGUGUUCGUGGGAAAGUUUGGAGUCUAGCUGUAGGAAAUGAACUAAAUAUCACUCCUGAACUCUAUGAAAUCUUCCUCUCAAGAGCAAAAGAACGCUGGAAAAGCUUCAGUGAAACAAGUUCAGAGAAUGAUACUGAAGGUAUAUCUGUUGCUGAUCGGGAGGCCAGUCUGGAAUUAAUUAAAUUGGACAUAUCCCGUACAUUUCCAUCUCUCUACAUCUUCCAGAAGGGUGGCCCAUAUCAUGAUGUCUUACAUAGUAUUUUAGGGGCAUAUACAUGUUACAGGCCUGACGUUGGUUAUGUCCAAGGGAUGUCCUUCAUAGCAGCAGUUCUCAUUCUCAAUUUGGAAGAGGCAGAUGCCUUCAUUGCAUUUGCAAAUCUCCUGAAUAAGCCAUGUCAGUUGGCUUUCUUCCGUGUGGAUCACAGCAUGAUGUUGAAAUAUUUUGCAACAUUUGAAAUAUUUUUUGAAGAAAAUCUCUCCAAACUAUUUCUUCAUUUCAAAUCUUACAGUCUUACACCAGACAUCUACUUGAUAGACUGGAUCUUCACAUUAUAUAGCAAAUCACUACCACUUGAUCUAGCCUGUCGAGUCUGGGAUGUAUUUUGCAGAGAUGGGGAGGAAUUUUUAUUUAGGACUGGAUUAGGAAUCCUUCGAUUGUAUGAAGAUAUUCUCCUACAGAUGGACUUUAUUCAUAUAGCACAGUUUCUAACUAAAUUACCGGAAGAUAUCACAUCAGAAAAGCUGUUCAGCUGUAUUGCAGCCAUUCAGAUGCAGAAUAGCACCAAAAAAUGGACUCAGGUCUUUGCAUCUGUAAUGAAGGAUAUUAAAGAAGGAGUCAAGAAUAAUAGUCCUGCUCUGAAAAGCUAAUCUUCAAAAUUAACAGACUAAUUUAAUAUAAGAAAUGUCUUUUUGAUAAAUUGUUUGUUUCUAUGUAAAAAGCAUGGAAGAAAAUGUUGGAGAAAUCUAAAUCAAGACAUGGAAAACUGCUGAUUUUGAAUUCCAUGGUUGAAGUACAUGAAAUGAGUAACCUAUUGACAGUAUUAAUAGAAAAGUAUUUUGUAGGGAGAGCCAUUUUACAAAGGUAACUGUUUAAAUGGCUAGUUAAUACUCCAUAAUAUGGAGUGAACAGGUUCAUGCAAUAAAAAAAUUUUUAAUAGCUUUGGAGAUACUUCAAAAUUUUACAACUUUUCUUUUUUUUUAACAGUUACCAUAAAAGCUCUUUGGAGGUCAGAGCAGGAUUUUAAAUACUACUUUAACUUCCAAACUACCAUUCGAAUUAAAAACCUUAGUACAGAUUUGAUCUCCAGUUCCAACCUUUUGAUGAUAUUAUAGACCAUGAAUAAGAAACUUUGAUUAUAAAUUAUUUGUUACUGAAGUUGUCAUUCAUCUUCAUUCACAGGUUGGGCAAAUUUGGGCUAUCUGGGAACUAGAAAUACUGGUGGGAGAUUGUUUAGCAUUUGUUUAGGUGUUUUUCCACAGUAUCAUGUCUAUUUGCUGAAGGGAAUUUUUUUCCUUAGGGAAUUCCUAUCACUCAAAGAAUUUUAAAGUUUCUGUUUCUAGUCUAAGAAAUUGUUCAUUUAGUAAUUUAAGAAAGCUAACUGGUAAAAGAAAAGUUCUUUGCACUUUAGUGGACUUCAGACUUGAUUUGGGGGAGUAAGCCCAUAAAUAUGAAUGAAGUGUUUCACUGGUAAGAAUUAAAAGUAUGAAUUCUGAGAGUUCUUAAACAGCAUGCUACUUGGCAAGACUUAAAUUUUUUUAGUUAAAAUUUCUUCAUUGUAGAAACAAAAUUUGUUAAUUCCAGUUUAAAGACUGAAUUCUUAAUAUGUAGCCAAGUCUAUGACUUGUAAAGCACUGUGCAUAAUUUCUAAUCAAUGGAAAUAAGAGUAAAGAAAAAGAAAAAAUUAACUUUUUUCUAAUGAGUCUACCUUUGAUGGCAUAUGGGUAAAGAUAUUAAUUAUUGGUAAAUUGAAAAUAAAUUUAUUAUAAUUCUUGAACCUAAAAUAAAUCACUUAGGUAUUGUGAGAGAUAUCUCUAUAACAUGCUAUUUGGUUAAUAAUUCUAGUUAUAGUAUGCUUUUAUGUUGUAGUUUGCUUUGAAACAACAUUUAAGCACACUAUUUCUGUUAGUGGUAUAUAGUUUCCAACUAACAAGCCUGAGAACCUUGUUAGUGUAGUGACUGCUCUUUAAGAGUAUGGGACCAGAUGGUGCCCAUAUAUUUUUACCCCAUGGGUCAUUCUAGCCUAGGGACCACUAGUGGAACCCUCAGAGUUAACUUCUGUCAUAGGAGCUUGCUUAGUGGAAACUGGUAGUGUAAUAAAAUACUGAGGGAGUGCCCAGGGUCUCAAUGGGAUUUAGAAUGACAUUUUUCACUCUGGUAACUACUCCUUGGUAUUGGUGGCCCCGACAGAGGGAACGUAACCCCGGCAGUAAUCUCAAUUGAGAUUAUACUACCUGCUUAAAUUUAAUCUUACUUUGAUGUAUUUGUUUCCUGAGCUGGACUUAAGUUACUGUAUUUCUUUUUCUCAUUUUUAUUAUUGUACAGUUUCUUUACCUUUCAAGUAUAAAUGUGUAUAUAAAAUGUAAAUAUAAGGAAUUCACUAAAAACCACUAUUAAAACAAUUACUGUGUAAAUAAAACUUGUAAGCAGAGUAAUUACUUGAAAUGAGUUUUCAUUACUUUGGGGAUACCUGAGUUUUUUGUUGUUUUUUUUACCACAUUGGAGAAAAAAAGGGAUAAACUUAUUUUGCCAGAUUUCUCUUCCAAGGGAUGUACCAUGCCUUCAGCCUCUUGAGGUUGACAUUACUGGCAGCUAAAAUACUGUACUGUAUCGUCCCUUGAGCCUCUUAUACAGACAGUAUAGGUAGGAUUAUUUACAUGAUCAGUGCAUGAGUUUUUUAGUUAAAAAGUAUAUCUUCAAUUUAAAAAAUAACUUCUUAAAUUUCACAUUUUAAUAGCGUUUCAUUUGUUUUUCUACUUAAUAUGUAUAUUUCUCACUUUAUUGUCCUUUUAGCCCAGGUCUACAUUACAUUUUUUAAGUGCUACUAGAAAAGUCAAGUAACUACAUAGUUUUAUAAAAUCAUUGAGCAUUGUCAAAGUUUUUGCUGAUUUUUUUUUGCAUUAAUGACCUUCAUAUAAUGUUACUAGUUUGAGUAUAUUUGACUUUUACAAAAUUAGGUAGCAUUUGCAAAGGGGUAUUGAAAUUCUCAAAGCCUCUGAUUUUAGGAUAACAGCUUUCAUUGUAGCUGUGAAACUAAUGCUAUUUUUAUCUAGAACGUCAACUUUUUGUGUCUGUACUGUUGGAGGGUAUAAUUCUAAUGUACAUAAUCAUGGAAUUUAUCUUCACAGUGCCACAUUAUUUUGAUUUUUCAUUAUUUCUGUUUGGAUAAAAUUGUCUUGUAUUCCAUAAGCAUAUUUAGACAGUAGAGACUGGUAUAUAAGAAGCAGAAAACGUGUGAAGUAGCAUUGGAAAAUCCGAUUUUAAUUUGCCAUGACUAGUUGAUAUAAUGACUUGUUGACAGAAAAUUGUCUUACUUCUAGGGGUAAAGGAGAUUUUUUUCAUUGAAUUCAUAUUAUUUUGAUGUUGUCAAAGCAGUGUUCAAAAUAUGAAUUCCCAAAUGUAGUAAAACUUCAUUAACUAGAACUUUACUGCUUCACAACAUGUAAAAAUGAAAAUUAAAUAGAAGUUUUAAAGAAGAUUUCAAGGAAACAACCCACUUAAGAGAGAAAAGAAAACCUUGCCCUUUAAAAAUAUUAUUUGCUUACUAACAUCAUAAUUGCAGUAGAACUGAGCUACUUAGUACUUUAAUUGCAAAUCCCUGAUUAUGUGCCAAGCACUGCCUCUCAAUAGUUUUACAGGCAAAAUAAAGUUACUAGGCUUGGGAAGUUAGCAAAAUUGCAUUUCUUUCCAAACAUUUUGGUAUUCAUAUUGAUUUUCCCUUGAUUCCAAUUAAUGAGGUUUUACUAUCUGCAUUUCAUUUUAUGAGUUGGGUUUAUUUUCUAAUAAACACCAGGAAGUAAGUUUGACUUUAAAAAUUGCAUUGCAAAAGUGUUGCAUUUGUUGAACAUUUAAGUAAACAGUACUUUCAUGAUUUUAUUUAAGGUAAAAUGACUUUUGUACUAUUGUAUUUGGAGAAUCAUUUUUUGUGAAAAUGUAAAGGAUAAACUAAUACAAGUUGGGAGAAGUAUAUAAAAUUGGCCACAAUGUUUUAUAUAUAUAUAUAUAUAUAUAUGUUCCCAUUUUUCAUCUUUAGGCAUAAUAUUGUACACAAUGGUAUAAUAAAAGCAGAAAGUGAAGCUUCAAAUUUUCCUGGUCUAGGCAAUAUUGAUGUUUUAUGUAGAUGAUGAAUUCUGAUUAUCACAUAAAUCUUAAGGCUUUUAAUUUUAGCAUCUAUAUCCUUAAGAAACUUUGAAAGGGAAAUAUUUACUUGAUUAAAAUCUUUGUAGAUUGUAAAAGGCUUUGAAUUCCUGUGUUUGGACUUUAAAGGUGAGAACAUAAAUUGGAAAGUGUUUGAAUUAUAGGUUUUAUUCUUUCUUAAGUUAUACCAAGUGAUUAAAUAAAUUGUUCUGCAAUAAGGUAAUUUCUCAUUA